AUGGACUCAUUCGAGACCAGCUCGCAGUUUCGGCAAAUCCUUCGCACACUCCUUCCACAGUCGCCGGUUGUACUCAAAGCAGUCCAUUUCGCUCUCCGAAAUUGCAGUAGCGAGGAUUAUCUUUACUAUUCCAUUAUAGACAUCCUCGACGAUGUGUCUGUGGAGCUCAAUACAAAAACAACGAUUUUUCAAUUCAUAGACGUCCUUAUCCGUGAGUCGUUUUUCAUUUCUCAACAGGUCAACUCAGCAUACAACUACCCAUAUGUUCAUAAUCUCAAGACAGCACUCCCGAAAAUGAUGGAGAAGCUUCUUCCACAGACUAACAACGUCAACCUCCAUUGCAUCUACACAAAUCUAAAGAAUAUUUCCGAGACUCUUAAUGUCAACUACUCCGAUCUUAAUCGUCAGUAUAAAGAUCUCAAUUCCAUUCUUUCCGCUGAGGACAUAGAAAACGUCGCUCUCAAUAUCCCAUUUCCGCAGGUGAGCUUCGAAAACAUCUCUUUGGAGUCGAAGGAUCCAGUCAUACAAGCCUGGGAAAUUCUAUUGCAUAAAAGAAAAGAGAGUCAUUACGAGAGACUCCGGCUCUUAAAGAAUCUGCCUCCCAGAGACGGUGUCUUAACAGAAGAUGACAUGUUUGCCAUUCGUAAUCCUAGAACUGCAGAGCUCCAUAAGAAAAACAACGAUCAGUUGUUUACCAAGAAGCAAAUCGUAGCUAGGAUGGAAGAUGAAAGAGAGUCCCAGAAAAGGUCUAGGGAGUCGCUUUGGGUCGUCAGCCGUCCUUCAGGUUCCAGCUUCGUCACAGAAGAAGAGUUUCUCAACUACUACUGGAAGCGUAUAGGUGAAAUAACUCCUGACCAGAAAGACGACUUCAUGGCCGCACUUGAUGAUCUCAACACUCUUGCCAAAUUGAGUUACAAAGAUAAUCAAUUUUAA
This is a messenger RNA of Australozyma saopauloensis, 933 nucleotides long. RefSeq lists its product as uncharacterized. The coding region runs from base 1 to 933 and encodes 310 amino acids. The record is from RefSeq and is a predicted model, not a curated record. The transcript has a single exon. Gene Ontology annotation, cellular component: CTDK-1 complex. Gene Ontology annotation, biological process: positive regulation of transcription by RNA polymerase I; positive regulation of DNA-templated transcription, elongation. Lineage: Eukaryota; Fungi; Ascomycota; Pichiomycetes; Serinales; Metschnikowiaceae.